This is a messenger RNA of Abrus precatorius (Indian licorice), 2642 nucleotides long. Its product is annotated as mitochondrial outer membrane protein porin 6. Bases 1240 to 2073 code for a protein of 277 amino acids. Gene Ontology annotation, cellular component: mitochondrial outer membrane. The transcript is spliced from 6 exons. The record is from RefSeq and is a predicted model, not a curated record. Lineage: Eukaryota; Viridiplantae; Streptophyta; Magnoliopsida; Fabales; Fabaceae. Gene Ontology annotation, biological process: monoatomic anion transmembrane transport. Gene Ontology annotation, molecular function: voltage-gated monoatomic anion channel activity.
GACCAAUGCGAUUCAUAGUUUUGAUAUAUCUUUUUAACGAAACGGGUCAUUCGUCCGCGGAUAGGCCACGUCACAGUUUAAGUCAGGCCCGGUUGCGAGUUGAGACCCGGGCCAUUGCUUUUUCUUGCGCAGCCCACAGAGAGAGAGAGAGAGAGAGAGAGAGAGACAACGACCCAUACGCUCCCACUCCUUCCUUUGGCGGCGGCGUCGUUUUCUCUUCGUUCAUUCACCCUCUGUAAGGUUUCUGCAUCUUCAUGUUGUAACCCGUUGCCCUUUCUACUACUUUUGAAGAUUUAUUCCACUUUUCUUUUUCUCUCCGAUUAAUUGUUAUUUGGCUCUUGAUUGUGGUUGUUUGUGCUGGGAAGAGUUAUUGUUUCGUUUGGGUAUUUUGUCGAGCAUCUGGCGCGUACGAGAUCAGAAGAUGCGAUUUGAUUUAGUUUUAUAAUAUAGUGUACCGACAGGAGUAGUGGAGAGUAAUGAGAAGGUGUUGCACUUUAUUUUGAGAGGGGUUGGCGGAGUCCUGUAUUUUGGUUUUAUUUAUCUUUUUGGACUUGUGCGUGAGAAUAACGCACUUGUUCAGCUCGAAUUCACAAUUAGUUGUGUGUCAAGUUCGUCUGAAGCUAACCCAAUCGUUUGUGUUGAUGUGAAUAUUUAAGAUUAAUUUUCAAAUUGACUGUAUCAAUAAGGUCUGAUUUGUGUAAGUUAACUUUGUGAGCUUGAAAUCAUGAUAUUGAAAAUUACGCUACGGUUGGGAUAGCUUGAAGGAACAUAAAUGCCUUUCCUGUUGAGUAGAAUAAUUAGUAAAAUUACUAUGCAUUACUGUGACUAAUAAAUUCCAGAGGAAACUUUAUUGUCCUCACGAUUCUCUAGGGGUUGCUCGGAACCUCACUUUAUCUUUUCCUGGAACAAUUUACUGAUUAUAUAUAUGGGUUACACCUGUAUGAACCUGCUUACAUUACUUGCAUAAAUGCUCAUAGUUCUUCCACCACUUCAGUGUCGUUGAGGCUUACUAGCUGAAUAAUUUUAUUACUAAUCUUUUAUUACAAUAGAAAAUAUUGCAUUUGAACGUGUUCACCCUUCAACGCAUGGUACUGUUAUGAUCUUUGUUAUUCUUCUUUGUUCUAGUCCUGUUUUGUAUUUAUCAGUCCCCCCCCUUCUCUCCCCAAAGAAUUUGACAAUAAAAAUAUGAAAUAAUAAUUGUGUUACUGCAGGGUUUGGUGCAUUUCAUUCUGACUCAUUAUGGGCAAUGGUCCAGCGCCAUUUUCUGAGAUUGGCAAAAGGGCAAAAGACCUCUUGUACAAGGAUUACAACUUUGAUCACAAGUUUAGCCUGUCAAUUCCAAAUGCCACUGGAUUGGGCCUUGUAGCUACAGGAUUGAAAAAGGAUCAAAUUUUUGUUGGUGACAUAAAUACACUUUACAAGACUGGAAAUACUACAGUGGAUGUUAAAGUUGAUACAUACUCUAAUGUAUCUACAAAAGUGACUGUGAAUGAUAUCUUUCAUAGCACAAAAGCAGCUUUGAGCUUUAAUAUACCCGAUCACAAGUCAGGAAAGCUGGAUGUGCAGUACCUUCAUCCUCAUGCCGCCAUUGAUUCUAGUAUUGGCUUGAAUCCAUCCCCUCUAUUGGAGCUUUCAGCAGCAAUUGGCAGCAAAGAUCUUUGUAUGGGUGCUGAAGUUGGAUUUAAUACAACUUCUGCUUCAUUCACAAAAUAUAAUGCUGGGGUUGCCUUCAAUAAACCAGAUUUCUCUGCAGCACUUAUGCUGGCUGAUAAAGGACAGAUCCUGAAAGCUUCUUACAUUCAUUACGUUGAUCGCCCAGAUGGAUUUACGGUUGCGGCUGAAAUAUCUCACAAGUUUUCCACCCUUGAAAACAGAUUUACCAUUGGGAGCUCACAGUCAAUAGAUCCACGGACAGUUUUGAAGACACGAUUCAGUGAUGAUGGCAAAGCUGCCUUCCAAUGCCAACGAGCAUGGAGGCCAAAUUCCCUCAUAACCCUGUCUGCCGAAUAUGAUUCCACGAAGAUCUUUAGUUCGUCCACGAAGUUCGGUCUUGCUCUUACUCUCAGGCCUUAGCACUGUCUGCCUAUUAAAUCUUAUUUGAUGACUUCAAAGUUACCAUUCCAUCAUUUUAAAUUGUUUACAAAACCCUUGGUGGGUUGUUUUAAGCCCUAUCAUCAUAAGGCAAACCAAAGGAAUCAGUAAUAUUUGUGAAAUCUUCUAAAGCGGCACGGAAAGAGGACCCAGUUUUGAUAUGCUUACAUAAUGGCUAGAGUUUUUGUAGCUGAUUUAUAAUACUGCCAUUCAACAUCUAGCAUAUGACUUUGGAUUUGAUAUAGUGACUCAUGGUCGGGUGGAUUGUGGAUGCCCGAUAUCUAUGUUCAUCUUUUUCACGCAAUAUCUUCCCAUGACUCUUAUUUCAUGGUUCUUUUUCUCCAGUUCCUCGUCUACCCUGUGGUUGGGUAAUAAUGCACCAGAAGUGUUCGGAGAUACUUGGUUUAUCGGGAAUAGUUGAACAAUUGCAAGUUAGAUAAUAUUUUUAUGUUACUGUUAUGUAGUUUGAAUAGAAUAAGAGGAAGUGAUAUUUUUCAUGGGGCAAAUGUUAAUGUUAAUUUAUUUAGUAAUUACAUUUUUUUUAUUAACCU